CGCUCACUGCAGUACACAACGCUGCUCGCUGGCUUAGAGAAGAGUUCACGCUUACGUGCAUUGUAUACCUGUAGCAAGAGACCACUGCUAAAGCUACUUUAGUUAGCGCUGCAAUCGGUUCUGAUCUAGCAAGAUGAUGAAGGAGUGCCUACAGUUCCUCAUCGAGCCUGCAAAGAACCUCAAAAUACGGCUCAAGGAGUCUCGUAAGAGGGUCAGGAAUGAGAAGAAACAGCCUCUUGUGGAGAAUCAGCUGUUCAUUAUGGAGCUGGCAAGGGAGCUCAACCGGAUGUGCCAGAGAUCGAACGUUCUCGGCCACAUAUGGACCUGCGAGGACAUCUGGCCCCCGCUGCUGUGCCGUGCUUUCAUCCUGGAGUGGGGCUCCGUGCUGGAGAGCAAGGAAAGGCCCAUGCAGACGGACGGCUGGCCAGGGAUGCGUGACUGGAAACGGCAGCUGCUGGGGGUGCUGGUGCAGGGGAGCGAGCAGGACGUAGAGACCUCUAAGAGGAUCAUAUUGGACUGGACCAGAGAGGUGAAGAACAGGCCUGAGCAGCACGCCGUGUGGCCCGGGGAGCCUGUGGUGCUGAUGCUGGACGACCUGGAGACACAGUGGCGGAAGGGCCGGAUGCCCAACCUGCUGUCCGCCAUGGAGCUGGUUAUGUGGGCGAUGCUGACAGAAGGCCAGGACAAGGAAACCAUCCCCCAGCAGUGGCUCGCCAGGAAGCAGAGGUGUCAGAACAUUGAUGCUACCGGAUACAUUCCACACACAGUAUGGAACUGGAUCUGUGAUGCUGCAGUGGAGGUGACCCUUGACCCAGACACAGCCAACCCCGACCUGGUGAUCUCUCACGAUGACAAGAGGAUGCGGUGCGGCUUCGAGAGGAAGGACGUGCCUAACUACCACCAGCGCUUCGACGGGUGGUGGUGCGCGGUGGCUGUGGAGGGCUUCACCUCCGGCCGGCACUACUGGGAGGUGGAGGUGGGCGAGAGGGACUGGCGCCUGGGAGUGGCCAAGGAGUCGGCUCUGAGGAAGGGCUACAAGUCCCUGAACACGCAGACGGGGUACCUGACCCUGCGGCUGGAGAGGGGUACCGAGCUGAAGGCCCUCACCGUGCCCUUCACACCUCUGCCCCAGGCUCUCAUUCCCCGCAAGGUCGGCGUGUACCUCGACUACGAGGAGGGCCAGCUCUCCUUCUACAACGUGGAGAAGCGCUCGCACAUCUACACCUACUGCGAGACCUUCACAGAGAAACUCUACCCGCUCUUUGGCACCGUGGAGAUCAUCAAGGACCUGGUCAUCAGGUCCGCAGGGACAAGAGACCACUGCUUUUGCCGUGGUCCGUGUCUGUGGGGCUGAUUGGUUAUCCUCACCACCCCUCCUAGUCAGACAGAUAUGAUUGAGAACCUGUAAUCAGUAAGUAGACAAAGAUCCACUGCUGUAAAGACCAGCAUGCUUUUCAAAUGAUUGCCCACCAUUGGCUGCUUUUCACAUUGAUUCCUUCAUUCCAGCUUGCUAGAAUGUGUAUUGAGCUCAUACUGUGUAUUUGCAUAAAUUUGAAAGAAAAUAUUGUUGUCAUGUUAUUGUUGACUUGUACAAUUUGAAUAUUGCAAUAAUUAU
Megalops cyprinoides (Indo-Pacific tarpon) is the source of this 1615-nucleotide messenger RNA. RefSeq lists its product as uncharacterized. The transcript is spliced from 10 exons. The coding region runs from base 134 to 1354 and encodes 406 amino acids. NCBI's taxonomy places the organism in Eukaryota, Metazoa, Chordata, Actinopteri, Elopiformes, Megalopidae. The record is from RefSeq and is a predicted model, not a curated record. Gene Ontology annotation, molecular function: protein binding.